CUCAGAGGCACUGGGAGCUCCCGGCACCAUGGAUGACGCUGCUGUCCUUAAGAGGAGAGGCUACAUCAUGGGGAUAAAUUUGGGAGAGGGCUCCUACGCCAAAGUCAAGUCUGCCUACUCCGAGCGCCUCAAGUUCAACGUGGCGGUCAAGAUCAUCGACCGCAAGAAAGCCCCCACGGACUUUCUGGAGAAAUUCCUACCCCGGGAAAUCGAGAUUCUGGCCAUGCUGAACCACCGCUCCAUCGUCAAGACCUACGAGAUCUUCGAGACGUCGGACGGCAAGGUCUACAUCGUCAUGGAGCUCGGGGUCCAGGGCGACCUCCUCGAGUUCAUCAAAACCCGGGGGGCCCUGCACGAGGACGACGCUCGCAAGAAGUUCCACCAGCUCUCCUCGGCCAUCAAGUACUGCCACGACCUGGACGUCGUCCACCGGGACCUCAAGUGCGAGAACCUCCUCCUCGACAAGGACUUCAACAUCAAGCUGUCCGACUUCGGCUUCUCCAAGCGCUGCCUGCGGGACGACAGCGGGCGCAUCAUCCUCAGUAAGACCUUCUGCGGGUCGGCGGCAUACGCAGCCCCCGAGGUGCUGCAGGGCAUCCCCUACCAGCCCAAGGUCUACGACAUCUGGAGCCUGGGCGUCAUCCUCUAUAUCAUGGUGUGCGGCUCCAUGCCCUACGACGACUCCAACAUCAAGAAGAUGCUGCGCAUCCAGAAGGAGCACCGGGUCAACUUCCCGCGCUCCAAGCACCUGACCGGGGAGUGCAAGGACCUCAUCUACCGCAUGCUCCAGCCCGACGUCAACCGGCGCCUGCACAUCGAUGAGAUCCUCAGCCACUGCUGGGUGCAGCCCAAGGCUCGGGGGAUGUCCUCUGUAGCCAUCAACAAGGAAGGGGAGAGCUCCCGGGGCUCUGAUCCUAUGUGGACCUCCGAUCCCACCUCUGACAAGAAGUCGGCCACGCAGCUGGAGCCUCGGGAGGAGUCGCGGGCCGAGGCCCGGCCAGAUACGAAACCCGAGGAGGACGUGGCGCAGGUGCCCAGGCAGUCGGAGCCGCAGGGCUUCACCAGCGAGCAGCCGGCCAGGGACCCAGAGGAAGCGCCGCCUCCUCCACAGCCACCAGAGACGCACACCUAGUGAGCCUCCCGCAGCCCAGGGGGCCAGCAGGGAAUGAAGCCGAGCUCGCAGCCUGAGCUCCAGAGAAGGCGUGAGCCGGAGAAGGAAGACAGCCCCGCCACGAGCCGCUAUUUUCGUCAGAGUCUUCUCCCUCCCUUUUGAACUUGGUGU
Molecule: messenger RNA, 1282 nt
Organism: Lepus europaeus (European hare)
Lineage: Eukaryota; Metazoa; Chordata; Mammalia; Lagomorpha; Leporidae
Gene: TSSK1B
Product: testis specific serine kinase 1B
Exons: 1
Coding region: 29-1132 (367 amino acids)
Biological process (GO): intracellular signal transduction; microtubule cytoskeleton organization; protein phosphorylation
Cellular component (GO): cytoplasm
Molecular function (GO): tau-protein kinase activity; ATP binding; protein serine/threonine kinase activity
Source: RefSeq, a predicted model, not a curated record